Molecule: messenger RNA, 2626 nt
Organism: Nomia melanderi (Alkali bee)
Lineage: Eukaryota; Metazoa; Arthropoda; Insecta; Hymenoptera; Halictidae
Gene: Pdi
Product: protein disulfide isomerase
Biological process (GO): response to endoplasmic reticulum stress; protein folding
Cellular component (GO): endoplasmic reticulum
Molecular function (GO): protein disulfide isomerase activity
Source: RefSeq, a predicted model, not a curated record
CUGUAUAGUUCCUGUACAUCAUCAUAUUUAAUCACUUUGCUCGUGUUCCUCAACGUACGGUGUUGGGUAGGGUGUCAAUCUUCGUGCUGUAACGAGUUUACUAUUCUUUCAAUACGAUCGUUACGUUUUCCGUGUAUGUCAUAGUAUAAAUCAGUAAACAAUCGCAGUCUUUCUCUACAAAAUGAAGCUUUCUACAUUAAUAUUUUUAGUAAUUUUUUCCUUUACUGCUUCUCUUGCAAAAAUUGAAACUGAAGAUGCCGUUUUAGUGCUCACAAAAGACAAUUUCGAUGAGGCCAUUGCACAAAAUGACUAUAUGCUUAUUGAAUUUUAUGCUCCAUGGUGCGGACAUUGCAAGGCUUUGGCUCCAAAAUAUGCCAAAGCAGCUAAGAAAUUACAGGAAAUUGAUUCCUCUGUAAAGUUAGCUAAAGUUGAUGCAACUGUGGAAUUUAAAUUAGCUGAAAUGCAUGGUAUUAAUGCAUACCCGACCCUUAAAUUCUAUCGUAAAGGGGCUUUCAUUGAUUACAGCGAUAGUCGCGAAGUAGAUGAUAUUGUAAAUUGGGUAAUAAAAAAGAGUGGUCCAGCUGCUAAAGAUUUACCAACAGUCGAUGAAGCUAAAUCAUUUAUUGAAGCACAUGAUAUUGCCAUUGUUGGAUUCUUUAAGGAUGUAGAAUCACCUGAAGCGAAAGUAUUUAUGGAAGUUGGUAAUGCUAAUGAUUAUAUGUUUGGUAUUACUAGCAACGAGGAAGUUUUUAAAGAAUAUGGUGUGGAGGAUGGCAAAGUUGUUUUAUUCAAGAAGUUUGAUGAAGGCAAAAAUGAGUUCAGUGGUGAACUUAGUGUUACACAACUCGAGAACUUUAUUGCUGUACAUUCGUUCCCAUUAGUCGUCGAAUUUAAUGAACAUACUGCACCAAAGAUUUUCAGUGGUGAUAUUAAGAGUCACCUUCUUCUGUUCCUUAGCAAAGAAGCUGGUCAUUUCGAUGAAUAUGUAGAAAAAAUUAAAGAACCAGCAAAGAAAUUCCGUGGAGAGGUCUUAUUCGUUACUAUUAAUACCGAUGAGGCUGAUCGUACGCGCAUUUUAGAAUUCUGUGGCUUGAAAAAGAGCGAUGUACCUGUCAUGCGUAUUAUUGAAGUUAAAAAUGACAUGGCUAAGUAUAAACCAGAAAAACCAGAAUUAUCCAAUGAAAAUAUUUUGGAAUUUGUGACUGGAUUUGUUGAGGGUACACUGAAGAGACACUAUUUCAUGCAAGAGUUGCCUGAGGAUUGGGACAAAAACCCUGUGAAAGUACUUGUUGGCAGUAACUUCCAUGAAGUUGUAAAUAAUAAGUCGAAGAAUGUUUUAGUCGAAUUCUAUGUUACAUGGUGUACACACUGCCAGAAAUUAAUGCCUAUUUUCGAAGAACUUGGAGAGAAAUACAAAGACAGUGAAGAUGUAGUCAUAGCAAAAAUUGACGCUGCUGAAAAUGAAUUACCCGAUGUAGAAAUCAUUAAUUACCCCACAAUUAUUCUAUUUAAAAAAGAAACUAACGAAGCUGUACAAUACUAUGGUGUGAGAACACUUAAAGGGCUUACCAAAUUCCUAGAGACUGAUGGUGCUUAUGGCCGAGCUGUAGACGAAGCCCAAGAAGAAGUUGAAGAUGACGAUGUGCCAAGAAAAGAUGAAUUAUAAAAAUUAUAUCAUUAAGAAGUAAAUCAAAUAAUUUCUCCACAUCUAUUUGAAGUUAAUAAACUUCGUAAUUCUACUUAAAUAAUAUUAUCUUUGCGAAUGAAUGCCGCUGAGUAAACUGCAUUAGUUUUUUUAUGUACAAGGUUGAAAAUUAUCGUUUUGGUCACAAGUUAUUAUAAAAUAGGAAUGAUUAAUAGCUAAUCUUAUAGGAGAAAUUGAGAGUUUCUCUUGCUUCACAAUGCGUUUUAAGUACUCAGUUUAACACAUGCUUACGUAACUUAAUUCAUAGUUAUCUACUACAACAGCGGCGGCUUUCUAUCUUAUACAAGAAAAACUCAUUUGCUUGGCGAUAUUUGUUUGCAAAGAGUUAGCAUUUAUAGGAGACUUCUUAAUCAUUCAUCUUCAUUUUGUUACUUUUAAAUUUAAGUUUAUAAACAAUUUUUUAACGUGUAGGUAAUUAACACUAAACGUACUGCGAUCGGUAAAAUGACCCGUUUUAAAAUUUUACUUGAAAUUCUGCGUUUUCUUUCGCUCAUUUAAUUUUAUAUCAAUUCCUGUAUUGUCCCAUUAAUCAGUUUUCCAAUUUUUAUAUUUUCCUUUGUUUCUGUUCCCAUUAAGAAAAAUUAAGCGCCUAACUUACUUAAUUUUCUUUUGUAGCUAGUUAUUUGACGGUAGAAAUAGAUAUAUACAAAGUGUUGGUACGUUUAGUGUUGAUCGUUAAGAAUUUACUUGCAUUUUUUAACAGGGUUUGUUUAUAUUGGGCGAAUUACCUAAAAUUAAAUUUGCAAAUAUUUAUUUCUGGGGAUAUAAAAACAUUCAAGAGACAGAAGUGUGUUGUUGCAAAGAACCAAUGUUUGUAAUUUUAGUUUAAGGUAAUUCUUUACGUAAUAGUAUAUUAUAAGAAUAUAUUAUAAGCAUGUUGUACUGAUAUGAUCUACAUAAUGAGCGCAGUUAACACUUUGA